Molecule: messenger RNA, 3390 nt
Organism: Mercenaria mercenaria
Lineage: Eukaryota; Metazoa; Mollusca; Bivalvia; Venerida; Veneridae
Product: cytoplasmic dynein 1 intermediate chain 2-like
Exons: 19
Coding region: 101-2143 (680 amino acids)
Biological process (GO): transport along microtubule
Cellular component (GO): cytoplasmic dynein complex
Molecular function (GO): dynein heavy chain binding; dynein light chain binding
Source: RefSeq, a predicted model, not a curated record
CACAAACACUUCCGGUUACUCAUCAACAUAAAUUAUUUUCGUAACAUUUUGCAUAAAAAUAGUCAUUUCUAAAAGAGGAGAAGCAGGAAAAGAAGCAACAAUGUCAGACCGGAAGGCAGAGUUGGAGAGGAAGAAGGCAAAGUUGGAGAUGAUGCGGAAAGAACGACAGGAAAAGGAGAGAAUUCGAAAAAUGAAGGAGCAAACAGAGGAAACAAAGCCACAGGUGUCACAGAGUGCUCGAGACGAGGCAGACAAGCUGUUACAGGACCUGGGCAUUCCUCCAGCAGGUGAAACAGCUGAAAGUUCGACACCUUCAGACAAAGGCUCUGAAUCCACAGAUGGGAGUAAAGAGCCAACACCACAUCCAACACCAACCAAAACAGGCAGAGGAAAGACUGUAAAGUUAGCUGUAGCUAAAGUAUCGGAGACAAAUAUUCCACCACGAGAGAACGUAACCUACUCGAAGGAGACACAGACUGUGGGGCUCGAACCACCAGAAAGAGAUGGACAUGGUGGGGUGCAUCAUCGAAAGGGACCGUGGGACUAUUACGUAUGUGACGGUCUUUCUGACACGAGCAGCCCUAGUCAUAGAUCUAAACUUGGAUCUCAUGGGUCCCCACGACAUUAUGGCUCACCGAGAUUUCACGGGUCCGAUGUCGGAUUCGAGUGGGAUGAUGAAUUCUCGUAUUAUGAUGAAGAUGAUGACCAGGAACCAGACACCGAUUCCAUUGACAUCUCGCUGGGAACCAUGCAGCACCCACACAAGAUGCCCCAUGUGGAGAUGGUGGCUCCCUCCCACACUGCAGAGGAUAAACCACCAGUUCAUUUGCGGGAGCUCAGUGAGGAAGAGAAGAGCACAAUUCUAUUGUCUGAGGAGUUCCGGUCAUUCAUGGACCACACGUCACGCAUCGUGGAGCGUGCCCUGGAUGAAGUGGAUGUUGAUAUAGAUUACAGCAGAUCUGCAGACGAUGAGUUAAGUAAUCAAGAUCUUGCUGGAGAAAGGUUGAAGGUGAACAGAGAAUUUUUUGAUGAACGUUGGUCCAAACAUAGGAUAGUAACUAGUCUUGACUGGUCAACACAGUUUCCAGAGCUACUUGUUGCCUCAUACAGUGCUAAUGAGGAUGCACCGCAUGACCCUGAUGGUGUUGCCCUAAUAUGGAAUUCACGCUUUAAGAAAAAUACUCCAGAAUAUGUUUUCCAUUGUCAGUCUGCAGUAAUGUCAAGCUGCUUUGCCAAGUUUCACCCUAACCUAGUUGUUGGAGGAACAUACUCUGGUCAGAUCGUGCUGUGGGACAACCGUGUACUGAAGAGAACACCGAUACAGAGAACACCACUGUCAGCCUCUGCACAUACUCAUCCAGUGUACUGUGUAAAUGUGGUAGGGACUCAGAAUGCACACAAUCUGAUCAGUGUAUCUACAGAUGGUAAAAUGUGUUCAUGGAGUCUUGAUAUGCUUUCACAACCACAGGAUUGUAUGGAACUACAACAACAUAAACAGAGUAGAGCAGUGAAUGUGACCAGUUUCUCCUUCCUGUCAGGAGAUGUGAACAACUUCGUCGUUGGCAGUGAGGACUGUUCAGUGUAUGCUGCAUGUAGACAUGGCAGUAAAGCUGGCGUCAGUGAGAUAUUUGAAGGACAUCAAGGACCUGUUACUGGGAUAGAUUGUCAUAAAGUAGCGGGACAGAUAGAUUUCUCACCAUAUUUCCUUACGUCUUCCUUUGACUGGACCAUAAAACUUUGGAGCAUGAAGGACAACAAAUUUAUCCAUUCAUUUGAGGACAACAGUGAUUAUGUAUAUGAUGUACAAUGGUCCCCAAUACACCCAGCAUUGUUUGCUAGUGUAGAUGGAAUGGCCAGACUAGAUUUAUGGAACCUUAAUCAAGAUACCGAGGUACCAUCAGCAUCUGUUUCCAUGGAUACUGGUGUAGCACUGAACCACUUACGCUGGCAUCAGAGUGGACAUACUAUAGCAGUGGCAGAUGAUAUGGGACAUAUUUAUAAUUAUGAUGUAGCUGAGAGUUUUGCAAACCCGAAGUCAGAUGAAUGGUCAAGAUUCGUGCAAACUUUACAAGAACUGAGACAACAUGCGGCGGAAAGAGAAGAAGAUACAAAUUUAGCUGGCUUGUCGUCGCCUCUACGAUGACAUUUAUAAACCUGCUAUAAUAUAUAUGACAUUUAAUGGAAUUGUGAUGUACUGAAAUCUACAGAUAAUAUUUCUAAGAGCCUUCUUAGUGCUAUUAAAAUAUGAUAUGUUUAUUUACAUAAAGCUUUCUCCAGUUUAAAUUAACAGUAGUGUGAAAAGGAAAAGAGUUAUGUGAACUUCAUUUUCUUAGUUUUUCAAUUAUUUCUAUACUAUCUUGUUGAGGUUGUAAUGCUUGGCUUCAUUUCAGACCUGAAACUGUGACUUCACACUGUUUAUUAAGAUAAGCUACAAAAAAAGCUGCAUCCUUGAGAUAUUAAACAUUCUUAGAAAAAAUGCCAACCCCAGUUGUAACAGAAAAUAAACUAUUUCUUGAUUGAAUGAAUUUUGGAAUUAAUGACAUCAGUUGUAUGUAACAAAUGUGAACAGGAGAUAUUUUUAAAAGUGACAAACUUGUAUUAUACUUUGCAUAGACUUUUUGUCUAAAUUUUUGUUGAAAAGAUAUUAAGUUAAGAAAAAGCCUAUUACUGCAUGUUUUAACAGAUAAUGUCAUGUUUUUGAACACAGUAACUUUACCAACAAAAGCAUAUUUACUCUCACUUGUAUACGAGAUGUUUACCAUGGUUCACUAGAUGGACCUCUGGCACAUUUUGCCUAUACUUUUAGUUUGGUAUCAUUACAGGUAAAAGGUUUCAGCCAAUUAGCGAUGUUUCGCUACAAAUCAUAGCAAACCAAUCAAAAUUUGCCGAAUUACAAAGAAUAUUGACAUUUCAAAACAAUCGAUUAGAGGAACUAAUCUUCAUAAAUCGCAUAGCUGCCAGGAUAUUGUUUAAAUUUUCAAUUUGGCAUGCUAAGUAAUGGCGAAAAUUUGAUUGGCUGAAUCCUUCCUUGGUAGUAAUUACGAGUGCGCAUGCUCACCAGAUAAACGAGAGAAAUUUUCUCGGGAUUUUGACAAACCUUUGAUGGAUGAGCAUGAUUUACUGUAUAUAUUUAAUUAUACUUAGCCACUCCAUUCUAACAUGUUACAAAAAUAUGUUGUGCAAGUUCUCUCAUCAUUUAAGUCAAAUACUAGCAUCCUAAAAUGUUAUAUUUCCAUUAUUAUGCCAGGUUGAUUGUAAUAAUGCCUUUAUUUAUUUGUUUUGGCUUUGGGAUUUUGGUGAGUUAUGUAAAGUGCUUACUUGUGCAAUAACGGACAAAACAUUUAUAAAGUAAUUAAACUUUAUUUGACAAUAUAGUAAACAUGUAAAUCA